Thyridium curvatum is the source of this 1434-nucleotide messenger RNA. RefSeq lists its product as uncharacterized. Gene Ontology annotation, molecular function: magnesium ion binding. The record is from RefSeq and is a predicted model, not a curated record. Lineage: Eukaryota; Fungi; Ascomycota; Sordariomycetes; Thyridiales; Thyridiaceae. Bases 1 to 1434 code for a protein of 477 amino acids. Gene Ontology annotation, biological process: inosine salvage; nicotinamide riboside biosynthetic process; nicotinic acid riboside biosynthetic process. The transcript has 4 exons.
AUGACCACACGCUAUCGCGUUGAGUCAGAUGCUCUCAAAACCCAUAGGCGAGACCAGUUCAUAGAAUGGAUAAAAGGAUUGCUGGCCGUGCCCUUUGUCCUCUACUCCCAGCCGACGGGCGUCUUUGAGAACCGCGGCGUGAGCGUCACCCGCAUGGCCGAGGAGGCGCACCGGCGAUACGCCGAGAUCAUGCGGGACGUCGAGUACAUGAUAGACGACCACAUCGCCCACCAGAACGAGGAGAACCCGCUGCCGUCCAAGCUCAAGCUCCUGGUCCCCAGCAUAGGGCCCUUCUUCACCCGCCUGCCCCUCGAGGCGGCCUUCAAGUACCAGGACUCGAAGCGGUACAUCUCGUCGCGGCGCUUCGUCUCGCCCUCCUUCAACGACGUCCGCCUGAUCCUCAACUCGGCCCAGAUCAUGGCCGUCACCACCUACGGCAGCCUGCAGCUCGCCACCUUUGACGGCGACGUGACGCUGUACGACGACGGCAAGAGCCUCGAGGCGGACAGCCCCCUCGUACCCCGGAUGCUCGGUCAGUAUUACCCCCCCCCUCCGUCCCUUUCCAUGUCUCUCCCACUCUCAAAAAAACCACCACCACGACGUGAAAAAGCUAACUCAGCCCACCUGCACCGGCGAACAGACCUCCUCCGCAAAAACGUCAAGAUCGGCAUCGUCACGGCCGCGGGGUACACGACGGCGGACCGCUACCACGCGCGGCUGCACGGCCUGCUCGACGCCCUCGCCGCGACCCCGGACCUGACCCCGGCCCAGAAGCGCGGGCUCGUCGUCAUGGGCGGCGAGGCCAACUACCUCUUCCGCUUCGACCCGGACGCCUCGCCGCACCUGCUCUCCGCCGUGCCGCGCGACCGCUGGCUGACGCCCGAGAUGGCCGCCUGGUCCGGGCGCGACAUCGCCGCCCUGCUCGACGUGGCCGAGGCGGCGCUGCGCGACGUCGUCAAGACGCUGCACCUGCCCGCGACGGUCACGCGCAAGGACCGCGCCGUGGGCAUCGUCCAGUCCGACCCCGACGGCCCGCGCAUCCCGCGCGAGUGCCUCGAGGAGACGGUCCUCGUCGUGCAGAAGAUCCUCGAGCUCAGCGCCGCGGGCCGGCAGCGCCGCGUGCCCUUUUGCGCGUUCAACGGCGGGCGGGACGUCUUUGUCGACAUUGGCGACAAGUCGUGGGGCGUGAGCGUGUGCCAGAAGUGGUUCGCCUCCUCCGGGAGCGGGAGCGGGGUUGGCGGUGGGCAGCAGCAGCAGCAGGUCGUGCCGAUCCGGGGCGAGAACACGCUGCACGUGGGCGACCAGUUCCUGAGCGCGGGCGCCAACGACUUCCGCGCGCGCGUCGUGGGCACGACGGCCUGGAUCGCGAGCCCGGACGAGACGGUCGAGUUGCUGGACGAGCUGGCCGGGUUGAUGGGGAAGAAGCUUUCGUGA